Alligator mississippiensis (American alligator) is the source of this 8533-nucleotide messenger RNA. RefSeq names its product minichromosome maintenance domain containing 2 (gene MCMDC2). Lineage: Eukaryota; Metazoa; Chordata; Crocodylia; Alligatoridae. Gene Ontology annotation, biological process: double-strand break repair via break-induced replication. Gene Ontology annotation, molecular function: ATP binding; single-stranded DNA helicase activity; DNA binding. The coding region runs from base 3912 to 5735 and encodes 607 amino acids. The transcript is spliced from 10 exons. The record is from RefSeq and is a predicted model, not a curated record.
UCAAAAAUGUGAUCUAGCCUAACAUUGAGGCCUCACCUUUAACUUUAGAAAGCCCAGUGUCCUUCACCACCACCACCUCCCCUUCCUUCUGAGAAAUUUGUCUUCAGCAGAGUAGUGGCAGUGUUAAUUGCUACUCCCCAGCUGCUAAUUUUUCCAAAUCAUUUCCUGUCAUGUAAUGUCACACCCCUGUACGUCAAACCUGUGUUGGAUCAGGCCCGUGGAGUGGCCCCAUACCACUCAUCUGGCCUGUGGGAAUGAAAAGUUGAGCGCAACUGCCAUAAAUCAAUCUGCUGUUCCCCUCUUGAGAGAGCUUGCCUUUGGGGCCUACUAAUGUUGAGUCCUCCUUCCCUUCUCUUUUUCUGGGGGGAGCACCCAAUGGGCCCUUUGCCUUUGGGACCAUAGAGGAAGCUGGGGAUGAUGCUCACCACACUCUUAUUCAUGGACCUGUUGCUUUGGCAUGGGGAAGAAGCAGAACAGUGAGAAAUGGUUGUCUCAUGCAUUCUGCUUAAUGCAAAGUUUUACACCCACAGGCCAUGUCCAGAUGAGCGCAGUCAUGUGGUAUGUGGUGCCUUGCACUGCACAUUCACACAUUCCCCGCACUGCUACCUUCCAGUGCGCGGCAGGGGGGUUGACCCCAGGAUAUCCCGGGGUCAAAAAAGAAAACCCAUGUGAGGGGGGAGAAAAAGCUGGGCGGUGCAUAUGGCAGCAGCACACGCUGCCCAAAACUGGAGCCUUGCUCUGGCUGCCGGCCAGGCUCUCAUCUGCAGGAGCACCACGGCUGCAGCUUCCCCAGGCCCCCAGGUAAGGCUGCCCCCUGCUGAGAGAACCUGCUGUGCGCCAGAGAGCGCGUGGCACCGGCAUUCACCUGGGUCAACCAGCAGCAGCACAAGGUGUCCCGUUGCUAGUUCUCUCCAGGGAACCAAACAUCAACACUCAUCUGGAUGUGGCCAUGGUGUCCUCUCUUAUUAUCCAGCACGUGGCACGUGAAAGUGCUUGGAUGAGGGGGUGGGUGAAUUUGUGUGUGGAAUAUUUAAAAAAAAGAAAAGAAAAAGGCAAGGCCUAGGGAGAAGCGCCUCCAUAGGAUGGGCAUACUUUUGUGCAUUGUGAGGAGAAGAUGGUGUUUGUCAUGCCAGCAGAGGUGUGAUGGUGGGUUUUUGCCAGGACCCAAGAGAUGCCAGUGUGUGAUGGGAUGUUCUAGGCUGGAUGUCAGACAAGGCAGCCUCUGCAUAACCAUGUGAAGGGGACCCUGGAGUAGGUCCUUGUGUCUCAUGAAUGGUUGGGCUGAUGCUACCGCCUUCCUCCCCCUGCCCCAAGCAUCCUAGAGCGCUGGCCCCUGGCUAUAGCCCGUGAGCACUGUGCUGCCUGCAAGAUCCUCCGUUGUUGCUCAAAGCCGAGAAAUUAAAACUGAAGUUGACAGGAAGUGGGAAAUUCAGUGUCGCCUGUAGUGCAUGGUGGCUCAUCAUCCCUGUGGCCUGUGGGCAGGAGACCAUUGUUUUUAAUUUGCAGCUACACUUCUGGGCCACCUGUGGUGGGGGCGCUAUGGUGCCAGGCCUGCAAGCUGCUCCUGCUCUGGCAUGAGGGGGAGGGCAGCCUGGUGCCUCAGUACCCCUCCUGUCUAGGGGUGAGGUGCCAGUGUGGGGAGGGGAGGCAGUUUUCUCUCAGCCUGUUCUAGUUUUCCCUGUGGCAGCGCUGUCCCAGGCUCCUCUUUGCUGUCUCGGAUCCUACCUUCUGUGAAGCGGUGGUUUAGGUGGCCGUGUGGCACGGUCAGUGUUUGGGGCCAGCAGCAACUGUGAAGGGGACAAGCUGCUUGGUGUUUGCACAGCACAUACCUGGGAACAACCUACCUGUUUCCCUUCAGGCUGUAGCCCAGCCCUGUUCCCAUGUUUCUUUCUCCUCCCUACCGCCCUGCAGCUGUGCGGUGCCCGCAUGCAGGGGAAGAAGCUCUGUGUGGGCAGCGCAGGCUGCGGUGGUGAUGCUGCACGUGGGUGUAGUUAAAAUGAUGUGCAUGACUCAAAUUCAGCUGAACGUCAUCCAUUUUUCUUGAGGUUUUAAGGACCAGAGCAGCCUUUGCAGUUCACAUGACAGCAAUUCCCAGUUCCUCAUGUGCUGUGCUUUUUGCAGUCUCUCAUAUUUCAUGCCUUUUCUUCAUAUCCACAACAUCCACAGAACACUGUUGUACCUAAUCUCAUCUUAAAAUAACUGUAUUUUUUUUCUUCUCUAGAUCCACAGGUAUUACAGAGGGUUUUCCACUGUACAGCUUUACCCUCUGACAAGCCCACAGAUUCUGUCCUUGGAGCCAACAGCUGACCCUAGUUUUUUUGGAGAAUUUAAGUAGUGUCCCAAUUUGGCAGUCUGCACAGGGUGCAUUUCAUUGUCUACAGCAGCAUCAUCAAACUGGUUUGGGCCCCUGGACCAGAUGUGGACUGCAGGACUCUGCUGUAAAGGCAGUGGUGGAGCAAGCAGCAUCAGGGAGGUACAGGGGUUAAUGCAGCUGUUGCUCAUCCUCCGCUGCCAAAACACAUCCCCAACUAAGCUCCAUGCCCCAGAGUUUGGUGACAGGCCCUGCUCCCAAAUUUCCAAUCCAUCUAAAAACCCUGCGGGUCAGAUCCUACCUUUGGGCCAUAUAUAUUACGUGUCUGGUCUAGGAGAUCUGUAAGGUAGCAACCUUAAAUAUAUGUACAAAAGUACUCCAAAUUUUAGUGUAAACUUCAUUACAGCAAGUGCUACUUGCUGUAAUGUCUUAAUAAAAAUAAAUACAUUAGUGUUCAGAAUAGAUCACUUCUCUUUAUCCUAUUAAGCCUGUUGACAUUUCUGUGAAAAUCAGACUAUAACAUUAGUGGACCUGGAUGCAUAUUUGAAUAGAGAAAAGGCACUUCUAGAGCAGGCUUACUCUAAGCCCAUAACUGCCUGGUCUGACUACCUUAAGCUACCAGGUAGCUAAAAGCUGAAGAUCCAGUAGAGCUUUUGUGAUCUGAAUACUUGAAAGUUAUUUCCUCUUUAUGUUGUUCUGGUUAUAUAUAAUGUAUUGGUAUAAUAUAUUUGUGGAUAAUAUAAACCAAAUGAAGAGUAUAAACACCUUCUCCUAUGGGGCUUGCAAACACCUAUCAUUGUCUUGAAAAAUGUAUGCAUGUUCUUAACUUCAGUUAAAUGUAAGUGAUUCAUUUCCCUGGCAUUUAGUUUAAGAUGCAUCCUCUUUUUUCCCAGACCUAAGGAAAUCCAUUUUGUAUAGAAAAGCUUACCUAAUAUCUCUCCCAACUGUAUUUGGUCCAGCAAAAGAUUUACUAACUAACCUUGCUAUUACUCAAAAACAUACUUUAUGCUCGUGCUUAAUAUUAUGUGUAAGAUCAGUCUCUAAAUUAGGCAACAUAUAGGAAAUGAGAACAGAGCAGGAUAUUGAUUAAUAUUUGUUCAUUCGAUGUUGAGUUUCAUUUGGUAUGAAACUUGUGACUGAUUAUUACUGGCUCUUCAAAUUAGUCAUGGCCUAGUUAUUGCGAAGAAAUACUGUGAUUUUUUUUUUUGUAUAAUGGUUGUAACUAUUAGUCACAAUCUUCUGCUUUAGAGCCUUUCUAGUCUCUCCAGGUUUUAAAAAUAGGUUUAUUAUUAGCUGAUAAUUUAUAUUAACAGUGUAAUAUAACACUUGAAUUCUUUGAAUGCAAGAGACUUUCCAUUUUAAAGGCUAUUUAAACAAAAAUCUUUCUAAAGGAACUGCAUUGGUUAUAUAGCGUGAUUGAAGGUGGCAGUAUUUUGCUUUAGUUUCCUAGUUUAAUUUUUAGGGGCAUGAUGUACUUGUUAUAUGUAUUUCUAUCCUUACUUUUAUUAUUAUAGCAUUCCUGAUGUCCACUGCCAGUUCUCUCACUGAUGAUUUAUAGUCAUUUACCUUUUAAUAGGCGAGCAAAAAACUUCCCUAGAAGAUGAAUCCAGAACUUCUGAAAAUGAAGGAGGUUGCCCUUAUUUACCUUGAUAGGAGUGGUGGCCUUCAGAAGUUGGUGGAUGAUUGCAAACACUACAAUGGUACCGUGGAUUCAGUAAUUUUUUCUAUGCAUAUUGAUAAACUAAGCAAACAUUAUUUUAAAUUCAUGUGCUCUGAGAGACUUCUCUGUUCUUCUACAGACUCAAAGCAAAGUUAUGCUGUUUAUCGAUUCAUAAUUUCAGUAAACCCUUCUGACAUUACUGAAUUGGAUGCAGCUCUUGGAAAUCAAAUUUUGCAUGAACCCCUAAAAGCUGCACAGAUUUUUCAGUCAAUUAGCAUAGUGCUGAAACCAACACACUUACCUUCUCUGCCAAGUUAUGUCCUCAGUCUUUGUGAGUUUCCAUUCAAUUACAUGUCUCAGAGAUUUUACGUGUCGGAGGGAAUAGUGAUUGCAAUGGGAAUGGUAACAAAAUAUACUCAAGGAGCAAGAUUCCUUUGCUCGGAAGACAGCUGUCCGUUUUCUGAAGGAUUUAAAUAUAUAAGAGUACAUCUACCUGGAGCUACAGAGUCUGCCACAGUGAGGAAUGAUUUUGUGUGCAGCUUGUGCACCUCACCACUGCAUGAGGACAUGAAAUUUAGAGUACUUGGUGAUAAACAGUUGGUUGAAAUGAUUGAUGCAAAGGUUCUUAGAGCUUUUCAAACAUACUUCAACAAUAAGCCACAUUUCAGGAUUCAGUCUUUUACAGUUUUUCUAAGAGAUGAAUUGUCCAACAAAGUAAAAAUAGGAAACAGAUACAGGUUUAUAGGAAUUCCAGCUUGCAUACAAAAUGGCCCACAAACUACAGUAUGUUUAGAGGUCAACAGUAUACAGCUCUAUACUCCCAAAGAUCCUUCUCAUAUCAGUGACAAUUUUAAGUACCUGCUUUCACUGACUUCAAAUUCAUGCUGGAGGUUUUCAGCCAUACUUGCCAAUAUAUUUGCUUCUCAAGUUGUUCCACCAGGCACUUACAAUACUCUCAAGCUGUCUAUGUUGCUGAGUCUAGUACAGACAUGUGAUGAAGAUACUGAGACAGCAGGUUAUCUGGAUCUUUUGAUUGCAACAAGUGACACUCUAAUAGUAGACAGGCUUUUGAAUUAUAGCAUUUGCCUUGUGCCUCGGGGCAUACGACACCCACCAUCUAGCAACAUUUUUCCUACUGUGUGUAAAGAUAAGCAUGGAACUGGAACUGCUAGUAUUCAGGCUUGCAGUGCUUUGCUGGCUAAAGGCGGUGUAUGCUUCAUCGGAGAACUGUCUUCAUACAAGAAAGAUAAACUUGAACUUCUGCAGUCAGUGCUGGAGAGCAGAACAAGUACAAUAUUCAUUCCUGGAAAGAAAUAUGGAGAAGAUGCUGACCAACAAGUUACUCUUCCAAUUCAGACCAGCUUCUGGUCUUUUGUCGAUGUGGAUUCUUCCUCAAAAAAGCAUAUUCAAAAGGAUAACUCUCUUAUUGGCCAGAUGGACUUGAGUUUCAUUUCAGCUAACCUUAUAGAUGCUUUUGGACUUUUGAUAUACUGCAGUGAAUUAAACUCUUGCCAACUAGCCCUUCCUCUUAUGCAUCACAUCUUGAAGAAAGCCAUUGAUCCAGAAGAAGCCCUUUAUACAGUUUCCGAGGAAUUCAGAACACAAGAUUAUGAAGAGUUAAUUGCGUUUGCUAAGAAUUUGCAAGUAGAACUUGGUCCAGAAGCAGAGAAACUGAUUCAUGGCUACUACCUAGCAAGUCGCAGAGUCAGGACAGAUUCUAUUCAUGGAUCAACGCUAUCAGCAUCUGCGCUGAAAAUCUUGUAGGUUUUAAUUUUCCUAUUAAAUUGCUUACUUCUUCCACGUCUUAAAGGGGGAUGACACUUCAUGAAACUCAGUGUUUCAACUGAUAAAAACCUGGCAAUCUUUGGAUACAAAACUUUGUUUUCAUAGCAAGUAUGCUAGUUCAUAUUUAUAAUUCAGGAAUAUUCAUUUGUUCUACUUCUGUCAAAAUUAGUGGUUGAGAACCAUUUAAACGUCUGUUCAAACUUACCAUAUUUUCUUGCAAAUAGUGUGCCCCUGUAUAUGGAACGCCUCUUGAUUUUUGAAGGGAAGCCUGAAGAAAGGGAAGCUUUUUGACUGAGAUAACAGGCAGUACCUAGGGAGCUGAGCCUGCCCACCACCCUGCUACCAGCCUCACAUUCUAGAUGGGGUCUGGAAACCAACCCAGUACACUGGUCCAGCUCAAGCCACGUGCCAGGUCUGACCCCAGGCAUGGGCUCUAGUGCAUUGAGUCCAGGCCUGACCUGGCACAUGGCCUAAGCCAGUGCACUCCUGGACUCAGCACAUGGCCCCAGGUCCAGCACACAGGGCCAGACCCAGCGCAGGACUCUGAAGCCAUUGUGAGGGGUCGGAAACAGCACACCAGGUCUGGGGCACGCGCUAUGUCACACCUGAUGCAUCAGAUCUAGCCAUGGGCCAGCCCCAGGGAUGGGCACAAUCCAGUGUUUAGUUGGGGACAAGGGGCUCCCUCUGGGUCUGGAAAUUAGGCAUUAGAGAUGGGAGGUGAGGGGGAAGGAGAGCAGCGGCAACAGGAAUUGCCGUUCCAUGAGCAGCAGCAAUUAAAGCUGCCAUUGCACUACUCCUAUCCCCACCCCCAAAAUUCCAGAUCCCUUUUCUUUGCAUAUAAUGAGGACACUUUCCCCCCCAGUUGUUCUGGGGAGGGAAAACAGAGGGCAUAUGAGAGAAAACAUAGUAUUUGCUCAUUCUUCAGGGACUAAAACAAUUCUUAUUUAAGAACCAAAGGAGAUGUAAGUUCUGAUUGUUGCAGUUCCCUUAAGCUUUACCUCUCUCUACCUGAGCACUGCAGUGUAUGUUAGUUACAUAACCUGUAUUUAAAAAUGCUGUAAGACAUGUGAUGUAUAAAGAAUUUCUUCUUGACAUAUUUACCUGUGACAGCAAAUUAUUGCUUGGUGGUGUAACACACUACUCCAUAUUUGGCGGCACAUUAGAAUAAUCAAGUGGCCACGAUAACAUACAGAAAAGCAAGGUGAUCUAAGCUUUAGUGACAAUCCACACACCACAGUAAUUAGCCAUUUACUUAUUCCAUUCCAGUGUUUGAAAAAGUGAAAUAAUCCUUGCUUUAUUUUUUGUACAAUUAGCCAGCAUCAUGUCUGAUAUUGGCAUUUUUGUCUCCAAGAGUUUCACUGUCUGAAGCACAUGCAAAGUUGAGCUUGAGAAGGAAAGUACUUGAAGAAGAUGUACUGAUAGCUGUCUUGUUGCUUGAAUCCUCUCUCACAUUAAAGCAUGGUAAAAUACUUCAGCUUUAACUAACAGGUGUUUGCUGUUAACACUAUUGGGUCUAAAUGAAUUCUGUAAAAAAAAUAUUUGGAUAAUUUUUAAACAAAUAUAUGAAGAGACUGUUAAGCUGUGAGCUGUUUUUAUAUCUUGUAUUUAGAUGGUGAUAUUUCAUUUUGUUUUCAUAGCUAAGGCACUGUUUCAGUGGUAAAUGUAAAAUAGUGAAGUUGGCUUGAUACGGAGCAGAAAACAAACUGAAAUUCCAACCUGAGAAUAAAGACUGAAGAAGGUGCAGUCUUAUUUUCAGAUAGAAUUCCUCCUUUUUUCAUUACUUAACUGGGACAGUAGAUCUACCAAAGACAUUCUUGAUAUUGGUAAUACAGAUACAGGUAAAGUAACACUGCUGGACUCCAAAGCUUGAUCUCAUAACAUUUCUAUACUAAAAGCUCCACAGCAAGCCAUUUUAAAUAUAAAUCACUGUUUCUUUAGUACACCAGUAAGCUUUGCAAACUUUUGUUCAGGUGGAAAGCUGCAAGAUUUCUUCAGCUCCCAAGGACCAUUUUGAUCCAGGCUAGGGAAAAUACCCUUUUCAGCUAGGAUUUCUAGCUGUGGGUGUCAUGCCUCCAAUGAGGAGCAUGUGAACAUGAACAGUCUCCUGUGCUUGCACUGACCCUAUUAAUUAUUGAUCAGUCUCAAGAAUGUCAUGGCCUGAGUGGGUGUCUUUCCAAUACCCACCUCCAGCCCCUGCAUUUAUAAAUAGAUUGGUCUAGCCUAAUUGCAGAUUCAAACCAGAAGAGUUGAAAAGCUCAUAGCCCAUUAUUAAUCCUAAAACAAACAAAAAAAUCCAAUCUCUGGUUUCACAAAAGUUUUAGGAAUGGAGUAUACCAUGGCUGGGUUGAAGUGAUAUUGUAGUGAUAGCAUAGCUGUGAUGGUCUAGGAAAUAUGAAAGGGGCAAGGAUUUUAUUUUUUUGAGCUAUGUAAUUUAUUGGGCCAAUGACGUAGUUGGGAAGAGAUUUUAGGCAAGCUUUUGGGCACGAGGUCCUCCAGCUUGUCUAAAAAUCUCUCUCAACCAUAUAGCAGGUCUGCUAAAAGAUAUCACAAACCCUCCUCCCAAGAAAGGAUCAGAACCUUUAUUAAGUUAAUACCUUUGUUAGUGUUUCUUGCUAUGUAACCAAAAUGAACAAACUGGUAAGGAGGAUUUUCUGGCAACAAGCAUGAAAUCUAUUAACACAAUCUUCUAAUUUCAAUUCUUCCAUAUGUAGGUGCCUCCAUAUUUUGUGUUGCUCCCAACGCUGUAUUUCCAUUUGACCUCAAUGAUGAGAGCUCCC